Onychostruthus taczanowskii (white-rumped snowfinch) is the source of this 1396-nucleotide messenger RNA. It is a transcript of the gene FRRS1L, whose product is annotated as ferric chelate reductase 1 like. Bases 1 to 1314 code for a protein of 437 amino acids. Gene Ontology annotation, biological process: regulation of glutamate receptor signaling pathway. The transcript has 5 exons. The record is from RefSeq and is a predicted model, not a curated record. NCBI's taxonomy places the organism in Eukaryota, Metazoa, Chordata, Aves, Passeriformes, Passeridae.
AUGCGGGAAAUCAGUGAUCCAGGGAAGGCCACCGCGCAACCCGUCAGCGGCGGUCCCUGCGGGAGGGCUCGGUGCAGCCGGGGCUGUGCCUGUGACCGCCCGCGCAUCCCGCUCCCGGCGCAUCCCUGUCCCGGCGCAUCCCUGUCCCGGCGCAUCCCGCUCCCGCCGCUCCCCCGCGCAUCCCCGCGCACACGCCGCCCCGACACCUUUUCCCCCCAACACCCUCCCAGGCCGUCUCUUCGCCCACCGGGCCGGUCCCUCCGGCACCGCCCGUCCCCGGGGCUGGAUCCCCCCGGCCGCCGCCCCCGCUCCCCCGCGGAGCCGCGGGAGGGAGCGCCGGGCCGGGCCGGGCGGGCGCGGGGGCGAAGGGCGGGAGGCUGUGACAGCGCCGUUCAGCACGAAGGCCAGCGCCCGCCGCCAUCUUCCGCCGGCCCGGCGCCUCAGCCAGCGCUGCCGCUCGGGGCCGGGCCCGCAGCGCGCCCUGCCCCGCUCUCCGCAGAGCCGCCGCCUCGCUGCACGGGCAUCCCCGGGCACGACAUCCCCGGGCAUGGCAUCCCCGGGCACGGGCAUCCCCCCGGGCGGGAGCUCGGGCCGGGGGCCGUCGCCUUCCCGCAGAGCGGGGCCAGCCGGCGGCCCCUCGCCUUCCCCUCUUGCAAAGCUUUCCGGGCUGGUUACCCUUUCCCUACUGCUCCUCCUGUGGACCCAUUUGCAAAAAUCAGAGUGGAUGACUGUGGAAAAACCAAGGGAUGCUUCAGGUAUGGUAAACCUGGAUGCAAUGCGGAGACUUGUGACUACUUCCUAAGUUACCGCAGAAUUGGAGCUGAUGUUGAAUUUGAGCUGAGUGCUGACACAGAUGGCUGGGUGGCAGUGGGAUUUUCCUCAGACAAGAAAAUGGGGGGAGAUGAUGUUAUGGCUUGUGUUCAUGAUGAUAACGGAAGAGUCCGAAUACAGCACUUCUAUAAUGUUGGUCAGUGGGCUAAAGAAAUCCAGAGAAAUCCUGCUAGAGAUGAGGAAGGGGUUUUUGAAAACAAUCGUGUCACGUGUCGAUUCAAGCGUCCUGUCUAUGUUCCCCGAGAAGAAACCAUCGUAGAUUUGCACUUGAGUUGGUACUACCUGUUUGCUUGGGGCCCAGCAAUCCAGGGUUCUAUAACUCGUCAUGAUAUCGACUCUCCACCCGUGUCAGAGCGUGUUGUCAGUAUUUACAAGUACGAAGAUAUUUUCAUGCCUUCGGCUGCCUAUCAGACCUUCUCUUCUCCAUUCUGCUUGCUCCUCAUUGUUGCACUGACCUUCUAUUUAUUGAUGGGAACGCCAUGACCAGUGGAAAAUAGCAAGAAUUUGGCAGUGGAAGUUUCUCAGGAUGGACGGCUAUAUGGAUGGACAAUGCAUUUUUCUUUUG